GAUUUGCCGGGAGAGCCAACCCGGGACAAAGCCGGGGGAAGCAGACGGGACGCAGCAGGGAAGGAAGGAGAUUGAGAAAGCGCUUUUCCCACAAAGCCGCUGCGCAGCGGUCCCCUCUCCCCGCCCUGGUCCCCUGGCCGCCGAAGGAGUGUGGAGAGCCGCUGCGGACCCUUUAAGGGCCGAGAGGUGCGCGGUCUCUUUAAGGCAGGUCCCGGUGCUUUCUGUUUUCUGAAGGAAGUGACGGGGGGGUGGGAUUGAAUGAAAAGUGCAAAACAGAGUCUCUAAGUGCUGGGUCGGGGGCCUCGAGAGCCGCGAGAGCGCCGCGUCCACCCCGCAGCCGCCUGGGUUACGCCGCGGAGCACACCCCAUGUGAGUGUACGCCAUCCCACUGGUGACCCGCGUCUGAGACCCUCGGGGAGCCACUCCCGGGCGCCUUCAACUAGCCAUCAACUUCGAGCGAAGUUUGGCAACGCCUCUCGCCGCCUGCACGCCGAGUGCCGGAGCUGAGGAGGGCGGCGGUGGCCCACGGGGAUGUGCCCACCCGGCUCCCGCGGAGUCCCCAAGGCGUCCCGCGCGCUGCUGUUGCUGCCGCUACUUGUGUGGCUAUUGGGGACGCCGCGCGGCGUGGGCGCGGGGGCGGGCCAGCGGGCAGAGCUGCGGGUGCGCGUGCGGUUGCCCGAAGGCCAGGUGACAGAGGAGAGCCUGCAGGCGGACAGCGACAACGACAGCAUCAUUCUCGAGCUGCGCAAGCCCGACGGCACCCUCGUCUCCUUCAUUGCCGACUUCAGGAAGUAUGUGAAGAUCUUCCGGGCCCUGAUCUUGGGGGAGCUGGAAAAAGGUCAGAGUCAGUUCCAGGCCCUCUGCUUUGUCACCCGGCUUCACCACAAUGAGAUCAUCCCCAGUGAGGCCAUGGCCAAGCUUCGACAGAAAAAUCCCCGGGCAGUGCGUCAACCUGAGGAGGUACGGGGCCUGGAGCACCUGCACAUGGACAUCGCUGUCAACUUCAGCCAGGGGGCCCUACUAAGCCCCCAUCUUCGUAAUGUGUGUGCCGAGGCCGUGGACGCCAUCUACACACGCCAAGAGGACGUCUGGUUCUGGCUGCAGCAAGGUGUGGACAGCUCCAUGUUCAAGGCUCUGCCCAAGGACACAGAGCAGGCUUUGCUGCCUCACUGCGGGCAGGUAGAGGACCUAGGGAAGCCCUGCGUCUGCCACUAUGGCCUGAACCUGGCUUGGUACCCCUGCAUGCUCAAGUACUGCCACAGCCAUGACCGGCCAGUGCCCUACAAAUGCGGCAUCCGCAGCUGCCAGAAGAGCUACAACUUCAACUUCUAUGUGCCCCAGAGGCAGCUGUGUCUCUGGGAUGAGGAUCCCUAGCCAGGCUGGGGUACAGGGGUGGGCCCCAGGAGGCUGCUCUGGGCUUACCACUCCUCCCCCAGCCCAUUAGAGGAUGUGACAAUCCCCAAUGAGGCCUUAUUUCCCUUCCCUUCACCUAAUUCUGGAGCCUCUGGCCCCAUCACUCAUGACUGUGAAAAUAGAUGUGGCAUAGCAGGGGUUAACUCAUGAAGGCAGCUCCCACUCCCACCCUGUGCCUUCCUUGAGGACAAGAGGAGAAUGGGGUUCUCCACACUGCAUCCCUCCCCUCAACGCCCCCUGAGGUGCUCUCUUUCAAGCAAUGAAAAUAUCAUGGCCUAUGAUUCUCCUAUUUAACUCUUUGAAGGUUUAGACCCUAAAAGGUGUCUUUUCCUGUUAUACCCACCUCCCCACACACAACCCCAUGCCCAACCAUCUGGAAGGAGCUGGCCCUUCUGCACCUUCAACUGUUCAACAAGGAGUGAGGAUCAUUGCCCCAGAGAGGAGGCUGUUGAGAAGGUUGCCACAGCCUCUAUACCAGAUCAUUAUGCCUUCUUCUUAUCACUGGCCUCCGAUGUCCACAUUGGGGCAGGUGGGGACCUCCCAGCUCUGAGACCACCUGUGCCUUCCCCAGACCCGGAUUUGGGACUUGGCCUCGAGAGCAGGCACUACCUUGUCCCCUCUAAACAGAAAUGUUUGUAGGGUUCUGGGGCAGAGAGAGAGCAUGAAGUAUGAGGAAAACUUGAAUCCCAGAUAUUGUAAUGCAAAGUAUUUAUCAUUUCUACCAGAAAUAAAAGUUUAAAUUUUUACUUGA
This is a messenger RNA of Pteropus alecto (black flying fox), 2164 nucleotides long. RefSeq names its product out at first homolog (gene OAF). Bases 532 to 1374 code for a protein of 280 amino acids. The transcript is spliced from 4 exons. Lineage: Eukaryota; Metazoa; Chordata; Mammalia; Chiroptera; Pteropodidae. The record is from RefSeq and is a predicted model, not a curated record.